This is a messenger RNA of Chlamydomonas reinhardtii, 1287 nucleotides long. RefSeq lists its product as uncharacterized. The annotation marks the transcript as partial. The transcript has 3 exons. The record is from RefSeq and is a predicted model, not a curated record. Lineage: Eukaryota; Viridiplantae; Chlorophyta; Chlorophyceae; Chlamydomonadales; Chlamydomonadaceae.
CUGGGCGGCGAGUCAUUCAGCACGGACGUGCUGCCCUGGGUGCUGGCGGUCCUGUGGGGCGCACUGGCGCUGUGGCUGCCGGCCCUGGGGCUCAGCAGUCUGCGGGAACUGCACGAGGGAGCGCACGCGCGGCCGCCGGCGGCGUCGUCGGGUGCUGGUGGUGGUGUGGAUGCUGCCGAGGCGCCGCGGGGCGUGGAGGGCGCCGCGCCCGCCGCCCCCGGCUUCGGGCCGCCCGAUGACGUGGAGCUGCCCGACGAGCGCGUCAUGGCGGCCGGCUACCUGACCCUGGCCGCCACCGUGACAGCCAUUGAGAUGGCGCUGCCGCCCUUCGCGUUCGACUCGGUGGGCCAGACCGUCACCUCCCUCAUCAAGCUGGUGUUCCUCAUCCUGGCGGUUGGCAGUUGGCCGGCGCUGCUGAUCUACCCCUACGAGGCCGCCAAGCAGCGGCCCGAGGCGCGGCGUCAGGUGCGGGAUUGGUUCCGAAACACGCUGGUGGCGAGCGCGGCGGAGGCUGGGGGCGCGGCUGCUGGUGCUGGGAAGGUGGGGGAGAAGGUGCCGGUGCCUACGUCUUGAGGAGCGUGAACCAGCGGCGGCAGCAGCAAUGGUACGGUAUGCAUGAUAGUACCGUAUGGGAGGGGCAAGGAUACGUGCCGCGAGGGAUGGUGAACGAAGUCGCAUGGGGUGUGGAGGCAUGGGGAAGAUGGGGGUUUGGUGGGCGAGCCGUAGGCUGAUUGAUGGUGUAGUAGCGUGAUGAUUUAUCGGUGCCGUGCGAGCGAGCGUGCGAAUCUGUCCAAUCAACAUAUGUGCGCGCAAGAGACGUACGCCUACAGUACGGCAGUACAUAAAAGAUUAUACAAGGUAGGGGGGUAGAGGGGUUGAUGGGUCGCUCCCCACGGCGACGAAUGCGAUGUGGGUGCGGUGCGUGCGUGUUCAUGCGUGCGUGCGUGCAUGUCCAUGUGGUCGCCGCGCGUGUAUGUGUGCGCGCAGUCGCGGCCAGCAGGGCUUCAUAUCACAUGUUCCUCUGUGCGCGUUAGAGAGAAGAUCUACUGUCGAAAAUUACACACGAAGAAUAAUCAAUUGGUGCCUGCAAUUUUGGCGACUGUGGUGAGGCGUGCUGUGAUGACGAGCAACGGUUGGGCGAGCGUGGACUGAAAUUGAUGUCCACCAUCGAGCAUUCAAGCGAGAGCAAGGCUUGACGAGUUGAGAUAAUGUGUGGCGUGGCAAGUAAGGCGAGACAGCGUGCGCGUCCGCAGCUGCACGAAUUUCAAUCUGUAACAAAUACACACG